Molecule: messenger RNA, 1130 nt
Organism: Hylaeus volcanicus
Lineage: Eukaryota; Metazoa; Arthropoda; Insecta; Hymenoptera; Colletidae
Gene: bai
Product: transmembrane emp24 domain-containing protein bai
Exons: 5
Coding region: 141-776 (211 amino acids)
Biological process (GO): intracellular protein transport; endoplasmic reticulum to Golgi vesicle-mediated transport; Golgi organization
Cellular component (GO): endoplasmic reticulum; endoplasmic reticulum-Golgi intermediate compartment; COPII-coated ER to Golgi transport vesicle
Source: RefSeq, a predicted model, not a curated record
UAUCCAGCCACAUUAUUCAAUGGCUGCCAACUCAUCGGUAUGUUGACGGUUCGUCGUUAACAAAUCGUUGAAUAUUUUAUUAAUAUCUAGAGCUUUCGCUGAAAAUUAUUAAACGUAGUGUCUAAACGGAUUGCCUUGAAAUGCAAGGCGUGUUAUUUAUUUUCGCGACGUUACUCGCGUAUGGACACUGUAUAAGAUUUUACUUGGAACCAAAUUCGUUGAAAUGCUUAAAAGAGGAAGUUCUUGCAAACGUUCUGGUUGCUGGAGAGUAUGAAGUCUCUGUCACACCGGCUGUUAAAACUGAUCACAUAAUACGAGAUUCCUCGGGACAUAUCCUAUCCAGAAAGGACGAUAUACCUCAUGGAAAAGUAUUGAAAUUCACAUUCGUCACAGAGUCAUAUGACAUGUACGAGAUUUGCUUCAUGACACACUCUAUACAACCAUCUUUCUCAGGCAAUACUAAGGAAAACAAACAAGAAAUCUAUUUAAUUACUAAACAUGGAAUUGGAGCAAAGAAUUAUGAAGGAAUAGGUGAAGCAGCAAGACUGAAACCUUCUGAAGUAGAAUUAAAACGUUUGGAAGAUUUAUCAGAAGCUAUUGUUCAUGAUUUUGCUCAAAUGCGAAAAUUCGAAGAACAAAUGACAGACACUAACGAAGCAACAAAUAGUCGGGUGUUAUAUUUCAGUAUAUUUUCCACGUGUUGGUUAUUUUUGCUCUCUACUUGGCAGGUAUUUUAUUUGAGACGUUUCUUCAAAGCGAAGAAACUCAUAGAGUAAAUAGUAGGAAGAAACAGUGGAAAUUCUCAAACUUCAUACAACCUUUAUAUUUUGUCAAAUUUUAUUUAUUGGUUUUUUCGAUAUGUGAUUCGAAACAAGUAAUCAGAAUUACGGAAAAUAACGACCAACUUUGUAUGUUCGCUCACGUUUAAAUAAAAUAAUCAACAGCGUUAUACUUAAAUAAAUACACAAAUUAUAAGAUAAACGAUUCUUUUACAUUCUUUCGAAAGUUUAAAGAAGGAAUGUGAUACGUUUCUCUAAACUGAAACAAAUAUAGUUUUAGAUUAUUAUAAAUAAUUUGUAAUAAUUGCAAUUAAUUUAAGGGUUGCAAAUAAAAUAUAGGGUUUUAAGUUA